Messenger RNA from Penaeus chinensis, 5501 nucleotides. It is a transcript of the gene Uba1, whose product is annotated as ubiquitin-like modifier-activating enzyme 1. Bases 1074 to 4112 code for a protein of 1012 amino acids. Lineage: Eukaryota; Metazoa; Arthropoda; Malacostraca; Decapoda; Penaeidae. The transcript is spliced from 8 exons. Gene Ontology annotation, biological process: protein sumoylation; DNA damage response; ubiquitin-dependent protein catabolic process. Gene Ontology annotation, molecular function: ubiquitin activating enzyme activity; SUMO activating enzyme activity. The record is from RefSeq and is a predicted model, not a curated record. Gene Ontology annotation, cellular component: nucleus; SUMO activating enzyme complex; cytoplasm.
AAAUAGAUAAGUCUCCCUUUAAGAAAUGGCCAUGUACUUGCAUUUUCUUUGUCUUAAUUUGCCAGAUGAAAGACUGGUAUGCUGUUAAAGGUCUAAUGUAGUAUUAUACAAAGUGAGAUUAAGGGUGAACAAAUCAAAUAGCGUGCAUGCUGUGAAUCCUCCACCCUAUAGACAAAUAGAAAUUAAAUGGGGAAAGGAAAAUACAAAGUGAUGACGUCAGAGUUUUGAACUGACGUCACAGAAAAGAGGUGUCAUGUAUUGUUCUUUUCGGAGUGGUUCAUCCCCGAACGACGUGUUACCACGAAAGUGGUGUAGGGCGACGCAACUCAUACUGAAGUAAACAUAGCCUGGUUACCAUGGAAGGAUAUUAAUAGCUUUAAACCUACUUGGCCUUUAAGUCGCCGCCUUUUGGUUGCCGGAUAGGAAUUCUGUAUGAAAUGACAGGUGAUAAUGCGCUGAAUAUUGAAUUAUCGAUUUUUGGGCGACCUGGCUUAGGUGCUGAAGGUAUCUGUCGACGCUGUAAGUGUGUCAGCGAUGACAUAAAUGGCGUUGCUCGAGUAUGGAGGUUUAUUUGGCAGCGUUCGCAGGGGCGUGCGCACGCCGGUGGCCGUUGGCUGCCAGUGACGAGCUCAGUUGUGUUGGUGGCGAGGUGAGGUAGGAACGCGCGUCGCUCCUCUCUCCCCUUUUCCUCGGUCAACAACGGGUGCGCUUGUUCUUGUGCUUUGGCAAGUGGAAAACGUGUGUUUUCGGCUGAGAGAGAGGCGUGUAGAGCAAUUCCUCCGUGCGAGGCAGAAGGAAAUAAGAAUCGCGAACCGGCAAGUGUUGUGAUUUGUCGAAAUAGACACGUCUCUCUCCCCUCAGACAUCUUUCACUUUUCCCAUAGUGGAGCCUGCAGGGACCCGGCUUCAACAGCAGCAGUAACAGCCUGUUUUGACAGACCGCUUGGCACUGUUGUCUGAACACCGGUGUCCCACGCAAGGGGGGAGGGGAGACUGGUGACCCGAGGUACUUAGUUGGAGCUGAAAAAACAAGCAGAAGAAAAUAACUCGGCAAGCAAGCAAGCAAAAAAGAAUAUGGCUGCUAAUGGGUCCCAGCAAGACAUUGACGAGUCCCUGUACUCACGCCAACUAUAUGUCUUGGGUCAUGAUGCCAUGCGACGAAUGGCAUCCUCCGAUGUCCUUAUAUCAGGACUCGGAGGACUUGGUGUGGAGAUUGCGAAGAAUGUGAUCCUUGGAGGUGUGAAGUCUGUAACACUUCAUGACACCAAGAACACCUCAGUGCGUGACCUGAACACCCAGUUCUUCCUAACCUCAGAUGAUGUUGGUACCAAUAGAGCCACUGCCUGUCACAGUCGCUUGGCAGAACUCAACACAUAUGUACCUAUCUCUGCUUCCACCAGCCCACUCACAGAAGAAUUCCUGAAGAAGUUUAGAGUGGUGGUACUGACUGAUUCAUCUUUAGAAGAGCAGAUGCAAGUCUCUUCCUUCUGCCAUAGUAACAACAUUGCUGUCAUUGUUGCUGCAACCAAAGGCUUGUUUGGCCAGAUCUUUUGUGAUUUUGGAGAGGAGUUUGAGGUGGUGGAUACCAAUGGAGAAAACCCUGUGUCUGCUAUGAUUGCAGGUGUUACAAAGGAGGAGAACAGUGUUGUCACAUGUUUAGAUGAAUCUCGCCAUGGAUUUGAGGAUGGAGAUUAUGUAACAUUCUCAGAAGUACAGGGGAUGACUGAGCUUAAUGGAUGUAAACCAGUAAAGAUUAAGGUGCUUGGUCCCUUCACAUUCAGCAUUGGAGACACUACCCAGUUUUCUGAUUAUGUGCGAGGUGGCAUCGUCACUCAAGUCAAGGUCCCUGUGAAGAAGUCCUUCAAGGCCUUAGAGGAGUCAAUCAAAGAGCCAGAAUUCAUCAUGACAGACUUUGCCAAGUUUGACAGACCUGGGAUCCUGCAUAUUGCAUUCCAGACUUUACACAAGUAUGAGAAGGAGAACGGCUCUGCACCCAGACCUUGGAAUGAGGAAGAUGCAGAUAAGUUCCUUCAUGCAUUCAAGGAAGUGAAUGAGGGGCAUUCAGCCAAGGUGGAGGACUUUGAUGAAAACCUGGUAAAGCAAUUUGCCAAGAUUGCAUCAGGUGGAGUUGCACCCCUAGAUGCUGUGAUUGGUGGUAUUGUGGCUCAGGAAGUAAUGAAGGCAUGCUCAGGCAAGUUUACUCCCAUCUGUCAGUGGCUCUACUUUGAUGCUCUUGAAUGUCUCCCAGAUGAUCUGUCCACCAUCACAGAGGAUUUGAGCAGUCCUGCAGGGGAUCGCUAUGACAGUCAAGUGGCUGUGUUUGGCAGAGAUUUCCAGAAAAAAAUUGGAAGCCAGAAGUACUUCAUUGUUGGUGCUGGAGCCAUUGGCUGUGAGCUUCUCAAAAACUUUGCCAUGUUAGGAAUUGGUGCUGGAGAAGGAGGCAAGCUUGUCGUAACAGACAUGGAUUUGAUUGAGAAGAGUAAUCUUAAUAGGCAAUUCUUAUUCCGUCCAUGGGAUGUUCAGAAGGCAAAGUCAGACACUGCUGCAGCAGCUGUGAAAAAGAUGAACCCACAAGUUAAUAUCAUUGCUCAUCAGAACAGAGUUGGGCCUGAGACAGAAAGAGUUUAUGAUGAUUCAUUCUUUGAACCUCUUGAUGGGGUUGCUAAUGCUCUAGACAAUGUUGAGGCACGUUUGUAUAUGGAUAGAAGGUGUGUGUAUUAUCGAAAACCUCUGUUGGAGUCAGGUACCUUAGGGACAAAGGGUAAUGUUCAAGUAGUUGUACCACACUUGACCGAGUCAUAUGGAUCAUCUCAAGAUCCUCCAGAGAAGUCUAUACCUAUCUGCACAUUGAAGAACUUCCCAAAUGCCAUUGAACAUACACUCCAGUGGGCAAGAGAUAUGUUUGAGGGUGAAUUCCGUCAGGCAUCAGAAAAUGCUGCUCAGUAUCUGGUUGAUUCCAGAUUCAUGGAACGUACUCUGAAGUUGCCAGGUUCACAGCCCAUGGAGGUGUUGGAAAGUGUCAAGCGAGCUCUGGUAGAGGACAGACCUCAGUCCUUUGAGGACUGUGUUCUCUGGGCCCGCAAGCACUUUGCAGAACAGUUUCACAAUCAGAUCGUCCAGCUGCUACACAAUUUCCCUAAAGACCAGACAACUUCAAGUGGUGAACCUUUCUGGUCUGGCCCCAAAAGAUGUCCCCAUCCACUUAAAUUUGAUGCUAAUUAUCAGCUACAUUUGGACUACAUUUUGUCUGCUGCAAAUCUCAAGGCUGAGGUUUAUGGCAUCACUCAGGUACGGGAUCGGGAUGCAGUUGCUGACAUUGUUAACAAAAUUGAAAUUCCAGAGUUUGUGCCCAGAUCUGGAGUAAAGAUUGCAGUCACAGAUGCAGAGGCUGAAGCCCAAAGCAAUCAGGUAGACUCAGAGAGAAUUGCCAACCUUCAGUCAGCCAUUCCUCAAGCAACUAGUUUUGGAGCCCUGAAGUUAACUCCAUUAGACUUUGAGAAAGAUGAUGACACCAAUUUCCACAUGGAUUACAUUGUUGCUGCAUCUAAUCUACGUGCAGAAAACUAUGACAUCCCCCCUGCAGAUCGACAUAAGAGCAAGCUGAUUGCUGGCAAGAUCAUUCCUGCCAUUGCAACCACAACAGCUCUUAUCUCAGGGCUUGUCUCCCUGGAGCUCUUGAAGCUUGUUCAGGGCCACAAUUCCAUAGAGAAGUUUAAGAAUGGCUUCGUUAACCUAGCACUUCCCUUCUUCGGCUUCUCAGAACCUAUUUCUGCUCCAAAGAACAAGUACUACGACAAAGAGUGGACCCUCUGGGACCGAUUCGAGGUUGAUGGUGAGAUGACCUUGGAGGAAUUCAUCAACUACUUUGAGGAGAAACACAAUCUAGAGAUCACAAUGCUUAGUCAGGGUGUAUCCAUGCUUUACUCCUUCUUCAUGCCACCUGCUAAGAGGAACGAGAGGAUGUCUCUACCGAUGUCUGAGGUGGUGAAGAAAGUAAGCAAGAAGAAGAUUGAGGAUCACGUCCGAGCUUUGGUGCUGGAGCUCUGUGCCAACGACAAGGAUGGAGAAGAUGUGGAAGUCCCCUAUGUCAAGUACAACCUUCCCACUCAAUAAUUGUGCGCACAUCACACCCAAAGACCGUAAUUCACCCUUGCUUUUGGAAUGAAGAUGGCAUGCACGAUGGAGUGUGGCUGGCAGGCUCAUGUACCCAAGAGGACAUCAGCUGUGGUUGCCCCAUGUGUUUUUGGAUGACAUUCUGAGUGUUUGAUGGAAGAAUGGCUUCAUUAUCUGCAGUGAAAUUUGCACUUGCAGAUUGUUUCAGGAGAGGGAAAGGCGGCUUGUUUUUUGUCUUGAAGAUAAUCUGUUUAAUGACAAUAUGAAAUGAAACAACGGAUGAACUGGAAGUAGUGAGGAACAUACUCGGGAGGAGUAUGUGCCAUGUCUAUUGGUGGAAAUUCAUUGCUGAUGAUUUUUCUAUGAAAAUUCAUUGCACUUGAAGUUUCUGUGAUUUAAGAUGUAAAUGUGAAAAGCUUAAAAAAAAAAAAAAAAAAAAAAAAAAAAAAAAGAAAAAGAAAAAAAAUAAUGAUGUAGGAGCUGAAUGGAUACAGUGUAACUGUUGAAGUGUAGGCCCAAUUUAGUGUGAAUUUUAGUGUAUGAGCACCAAUAGUUUAUGUGAAAGGGUUGAUUAUAGUCUCUUAGAACAUUAUGCUGUUAAUCUUCAUAAUAGCAUUACGUAUCUUGAGUUCCACAUUACACUAGAUCUGAAAAGUUUGAUUAUACCAAACAAGCAUUAUUAAUUCAACCAAUAAAAGACCAUCUUUAAGUUCAAUAUCAGCAUGUUAUCCUUUCCCUUGAGAGAGUAGUAGAUGCUGGCAGGGAGUUCCUUCACUUUUUUCUCACACUUUACCAUCUUUGAAAGUAGACUCAGUAUGUUAGUGUUUUAAAUUUUUCACAGUUGUCCAUCCAGAAAUAGUUUUUUUCGUUUGAGUACCAGAAAUGAACUUGCUUCCAAUUUAGAACCUCCCCAAAGUAUGUCUAUUUUUAUUUGAAACAUUCUAGGAGUCUGUUCAUCAAAUCUCGCAAGAUGUUUUUGCAUAGUGUAAUCUUAUAAAGAAAUGGAAUUUAACCUAUAUCAUCUUUUCACAUGUUUUAGAAGUUGCAGAUUUACAGCAAGCUUGUGGAUCCCAGUUGGCAAGGUGAUGUAAUGGUCAAUCACGAGAAGAUGCUUAAGUUGUGUGCCUCAAGGCUUUAUGAAAUGUAUUACUUUUUUAAGAUUACAAUAGUUGUUUCUUAAACUUUUGUAAGGGAAGUGAAUGAACUAGCUGAGAACUUGUUAGCAUAUAUAUAUAUUAAGUUCAUUUUUGUAUUCAGUCAAAAUGUGAUGAACUGUUGCAACGGAAUGAGUGCUUAUUAUUUUGCAGGAUUCUGUACGGAAGAAAACCGAAUUUGUUACAGUUCAUCCAGGCUUUCCACCAGUGAUCACGCUAGUAAACUGUGAUUCCA